AUGCCGGCGAAGAAACUUAUAACCUCUUCUUGCUUUGGAAUCGCAGUUCUGGUGGCCCUCAUCGCCUUUCUCCUCAAAUUUAACACUCAACAGAAAUUAUUCACUGCUGAAGAACUGGCAUUUUACAAUGGAACCGAUGAAUCAUUACCCAUACUCUUAGGAAUUUUGGGUUCUGUGUUUGAUGUAACAAAAGGAAAAUCUCACUACGGCGCUGGAGGAGGUUAUAAUCACUUUGCUGGAAGAGAUGCCUCCCGUGCUUUUGUUUCUGGAAACUUUACAGGAGAUGGACUCACAGACUCAUUGCGAGGUUUAUCGAGCACUGAGGUCCACAGUGUAGUUGGAUGGCGGGACUUCUACUUCAAAAGCUACAAAUUUGUUGGAAGGCUUGUAGGUCGCUACUAUGAUAGCCAAGGAAAUCCCACAAAAUACCUGAAGGGAGUAGAAGCAAAGGCUGCUAGAGGAGCACAACUUAUGGAGAAACAAAAAAAUAUGGAAGCUAAACAACCCAGUUGCAAUUCAAGAUGGAGUCAAGAUGAUGGUGGAGAGGUUUGGUGCGACGAUGGCUUCCCAAGGUUGGUCCAGAGACCUUUAGAAAUUGCUCUGACGGGAAAGAUGAGCAAGCGAUGUGCCUGCUUUAACGAAGAUCAACUUGGGCAGCCAGGGCUGGAGAUCUAUAACGGAUGUGAUUAUCUUGCCAGGAGAUGCCGAGUUUAAGCAAUAAUAGAAGUCACUUGUAGAUUUAAGUUUUGGAAGAUCUGAUGAACAGUUCCAAGAUAGAUUGCAGAACAGGGAAGUAUACCCAUGUUUUCUGGUUGCUCCAUUUCACCAAUCCAUAGUGGAUACAGUUUGGUAAGUUAGGCUAAAAUCAGAGUUAGCGAUAACAUAGAUGUCUCGUACCCAAGUGCAGUUGUGAAAUUUAUUUUUGGUUGAUAUUGUUGUUGUUUGUUUA
Molecule: messenger RNA, 949 nt
Organism: Theobroma umbraticum
Lineage: Eukaryota; Viridiplantae; Streptophyta; Magnoliopsida; Malvales; Malvaceae
Gene: MAPR4
Product: membrane-associated progesterone binding protein 4
Cellular component (GO): endomembrane system; membrane
Source: RefSeq, a predicted model, not a curated record